AUCAUCACGAUCGGUGGGCCUGAGAAGCCGAGCAGAAAGUACCGCUUGGGCAGAGAAGCCACUGCCAUUGAUCAUCCCAGAAGCACCGGAUGGUGUGGAAAUAAUGGUGAAUCCUUCACAAUAACAUGCAGGAUGGCAUGUUUUCUGAAUUAACUGCCUUCACCAAGCAGCAGAAAAAGCAACUGCUAUUAAUCUCCGAAUGUCGCCUUCAUCAAUAAUAUCUCGUGCUUUUAUCAUUGGCCCUGCGUUAUCCACCUCCGCCAUCUUAGCUCAUCAGACAAUUCAUCUGGAGCAAAGGGAAAAUCCUGGCUGGAUUCACCUUGAAAUCUCCAUCACUCCGCAGGCAUGGCUGCUUGGUCUCUCCGGACUAAUUUGCUCGAUAAUCGAUAAGAUACGGCCUCGAUAAACAAUUUUCCUCAUAACUCCAAUCCAACACCAAUUCAUACUCAAUCUUCAAUUCAAGUCACCAUGGCCGUUUCAAAACCGCACGGCCCUGGAGGCCCUCCAUAUUUACUAGGCUUUCGCUCCUCGACCUCAUUUAUCAUUGCUACCUUUUGGAUGUCGAGUUUCACGGACUUCUUUCUCUAUGGCAUGAUUGUUCCUGUCAUGCCCGAUGCCCUCGUGCAUCGCGCAGGUAUCCCUUGGGAAAAUCGAGCAUUCUGGGUCAGCAUACUUCUAAUGGUUGAAGCCGGGUCUGGCUUGAUCAGCUGUCCCCUCUUUGGCUGGCUGGUUGAUCGCUCGCGCACCCGUUCACUCCCCUUCUUGGGCGGUCUCUUCCUCCUUGGCACGUCUAUGAUCAUGCUCGCACUUGCGCAUGCACCGUGGAUGUUUGUGGCGGCCCGGAUACUACAAGGUUCUUCAUCGUCCAUGGUGAUGGUCGCGGGACUGGCCCUGAUCACCGACACCGUACCCGCCGACAGCUUGGGCCAGACGAUUGGAUAUUUGGGAUCGGCGAUUUCAUGUGGAUUCAUGUUCGGACCGAUGCUUGGAGGAUUGGUCUAUGAGCACCUUGGGUAUAACGCAGUGUUUGUGAUGGCAUUCAUCGUGGUGCUCUUCGAUGUGGCCAUGCGACUAGCGGUGAUUGAAAAGCGCGUUGCGGCGCGCUGGCUCCCAGAGACCGGAAUUGUCUCUCCUCGAACAGAGCAUCAGACGUUCCCCGGUGGACAUCCUCAGACCCCCGAACACGUCGAAAGUCAGAGUAAACCAGCUCUUCUUCUUUUGCUGAGGCAACCACAGAUAGUGAUCUCAUCCAUCGGUCUCUUGAUGCAAGGCUUGAUAUUCUCGGCUUUUGAUUCGUUCCUUCCCAUCUUCGUCCAAUCGGCUUACGGCUGGAGUGCUCUCGGGGCAGGAUUGGUAUUCACUGCACCAGUCAUAGCAGCCUUUUUCGAGCCUUACUUUGGCCACCUAUCCGACCGCUACGGCAACCGCAUCAUCUCCGUCCUCGCCUUCCUCCUCCUCGCCCCAACCCUUAUCCUCUUCCGCUUCGUCGAAUCAAACACAACCCCGCACAAGGUCAUCUUCCUCACCCUCCUCGCCCUCAUCGGCGUCUUCGUAAACCUCUGCAUGCCCGCCCUCUUUGUCGAAACCCAAUCCGUCCUCGAGUCCAUGGAACGCGCCCAGCCAGGCAUCUUUGGCAAACGCGGCGCCGUCGCCCAGGCCUUCGGCCUGCAGACCAUGUACCAAUUCCUGGGCAUGUUCCUGGGCCCCAUGUUUGGGGUUUUUGAGUGGCGGUUUGGGUGGGAGAUAACUACGUUGGUGUUGGGGCUUUUGGCAGCUGCGACGGCUGUGCCUAUGUUUUGGUUGAGUGGUUCUGAGGCCGUGGAGGCGAGAGCUGAUGCUGAAGCUGAAAAUAUCGGUGAGAGGGAGAGGUUGCUGGAUGGUAAUCGGGCUGUAUAGGUUUGUUAUAUGAACCUCGAAUCGCACAUGAAAUAAUAUAGAACAUUGCAUCAUAGAGAAAAAAAAUACGCUUGUUUUUUCAUUGUUAUUCCCGAGAUAUAUGCAUUAAUCUAGAGUAUCAACCUGGCAACAACCAACAGUCUUAGACAUCGUAUCUAUCAAUGAGGCUGAAUAGAUUGUAUUGAAGCAGCAAGACCUAUCGG
Aspergillus wentii DTO 134E9 is the source of this 2099-nucleotide messenger RNA. Its product is annotated as MFS transporter. Gene Ontology annotation, molecular function: transmembrane transporter activity. The transcript is spliced from 6 exons. NCBI's taxonomy places the organism in Eukaryota, Fungi, Ascomycota, Eurotiomycetes, Eurotiales, Aspergillaceae. Gene Ontology annotation, biological process: transmembrane transport. Bases 469 to 1896 code for a protein of 475 amino acids. The record is from RefSeq and is a predicted model, not a curated record.